AUGUAUCGCCACUUUGGUUUUUCUCUCGAGUGUUUGCUUAGUGCUCUAGAAGUAGAACAUAAAAAAUUCUUUAUGGAAGUAGUUGGUAGCUAUAGUCUAUCUAAAGUUGAGACUGUACUGUUAUGUUUUAGGAAGAACAUUAAAAAGUCCAAAGAAAAUUAUAACGUAAAAAAGGAAAUUGUAAAACUUUGUAGUCAUUUUGAGAAUAUAAGUUUGCAAAAUAAAUCUUCACUAAAAGAAAUUGAAAGAAUCAUUAAUGUGCAAUCACGUUCAAAAAGGAAAAACUCUUAUCCCAUAUCGAAUAACGAUGACAAUGAGGUAAUAGAAAAUGAAAUGGCAUUGUAUUUAAAUCAAUCCCUAGAUGAUUACGUUAAAUUAACUAUAAAAAAUGAUUGUGAUUUCAAGUUAAUGAUUAAAGAGAAACCUAAAUUAAAAGAUGAAAACAACAUUAAGAGAAAUCUAAAAAGUAUUAAUUGCAAUUCCAAUAUGUUAGAUUUCAAAGAAAAUAAGAAAGAAUCUAGCCAAAAUGAUAAUUUAAAAUGUUCAACAAACGAAUGCCUCGAUGUCGAACAGAAACCCAGAAUAUGUAUAAACUCUGUGCCACAGUUAAAUGAGGUAAAAAAUGACCUGAAAUCGUUAUUGAUAAUGUUGGCUGUAAAUUCAAAUACGGAUGAAAAUACCGAACAUGAUAAUACUCUCCAAGAAACAAAACUUUUUGAAGGAGAUGCUAGGGAAAAUAUUUAUGAAGAGAUUGAUUCGACGCAUUCAAAGUUUGAGUUGCCAAAUGACUUAAUUCCUUUUUUAAAUAUAAUUCCCAUACGUAAAGAUUCAACGAAUCGUGAAAGGUAUAUAACAAAUAAAUAUAUUAAGAAAUGGCAAUCGUACGUAACUGCAAAGAAAGAAAAUCUUGUUCUGAAUCAGAGACAAGAGACACUUAAGAGUUUUUUUGAUAAACUAUCUAAGAAGAAAAAUAAAGUAAUAAAUAAUGCAGAAUCGACACAAAAGGCAAAAUUAGUGGCUCGUGACUAUGAUACAUAUCAGCACAGGUACAAGGUACAAAAACAUAUUAUUGCACUGCAAAAAAGUAAACUAGAAGAGCAGAACAAACUUAUAGAACAGCUAAAGUAUAAUAAUAUUGUUGAAGCUACGCGGCAGUCACUCGAUACUAUGAGGGAAGAUGUUCGAAAAACAUACUACGAAAUUGAUAAACACUUAAAGCCGAAAAUUAAGUGUUUGACGAACGAACUAAAAUUGAGCAAAAUUGAAGAUUCAUCUUUAGUACUUCACUGUUUAAAAGUUCCACAAUUUAUACAAAGAAUGGAAGCAAGAGCGCGAGCAAGAGAAGAAAAACAUGCGUUGAUACGAGAACGGAGGAAACAAAUAGAAGAGGAACGUAUUAAACAAAAACAACAGGCUGAACUAGCAAAAUUGGAGAUCGACAAAGAAGAAAAAAUGAAAAAGAUGAAAGAAUUGAAAGAGAAGAGAAGAAGGGAAAAAAUCGAGAAUAUAAGAAGAAAAAAGCAUGUUGAAAGACUGAGAGCUUUAAUAGUAAUGGCAGACUUACACUAUGAAAGAUAUUUGAUGAAAAAAUAUGGAAUUAGGCCUCUAAGACGAUUAAUUGAAAUAAAACACGAGAACAUAGAAAAGGCUAAUGCUCAUUACAGAAUUCACUUGUUAAAUAAUGUAUUUUUACACUGGAUGUGGUAUACGGAGGAUAUGUGGUUUGAAAGAAAUUAUAAAGCUGAAGAUUUGUAUAGGAAGAAAAUGUUAAAGAAAAUUUUUGACGGAUUUAAGAAGAAUCACCACGAACUUGUAUUAAAAAAACAGGUAGCUCUAGAUUACUACGAUUUAUAUGUAACACAAAUAGUCUUCAAAAAGUUCUGCAAGGGUAUUGCGAUAAUAAAAAAAGAAUUGGAACAGAAAUGGCAAAAAGCUGUGGUCUACUAUAACGGUAAUAUUUUAUUCAAAACAUUUACAUGUUGGCGAACAUUGCCGGCUUUGAACGCGUUAAAAAGGGAACAAGAUGCCAGGAAAUUAAGAUGGAGAGAAAAAGUUUUACUAGUUGUACCAGACUACAAGCCACCUGAAGAUUAAUUGACAUAUAUUUUU
Molecule: messenger RNA, 2109 nt
Organism: Melitaea cinxia (Glanville fritillary)
Lineage: Eukaryota; Metazoa; Arthropoda; Insecta; Lepidoptera; Nymphalidae
Product: coiled-coil domain-containing protein 191
Exons: 7
Coding region: 1-2094 (697 amino acids)
Molecular function (GO): phosphatase binding
Source: RefSeq, a predicted model, not a curated record